Messenger RNA from Pocillopora verrucosa, 2614 nucleotides. RefSeq names its product programmed cell death protein 4-like. NCBI's taxonomy places the organism in Eukaryota, Metazoa, Cnidaria, Anthozoa, Scleractinia, Pocilloporidae. Gene Ontology annotation, cellular component: cytosol; nucleus. The record is from RefSeq and is a predicted model, not a curated record. Gene Ontology annotation, biological process: negative regulation of DNA-templated transcription.
UUCAUAUCGUUAUACUAAUAAUAACAGACGCAUCAUCCGAUCAAAUUCACGAAUAGAGAUCGACAAAAAUUCAAAUCGACAAACUACAUAUUCCUGUGCGGUGAAAAUCUGCGGGCAUUUUGAAUGGUUCUGGGUUUCUAUUGAGACGAAUCGACUGGUACUCUAGCAAUCUCUGCUUUGCUCAGGAAGAAAUUUUGACAAGCUUUGUAGUUCCCCUUCCUCCGGCGGUGUAACCACAAUUCCAACAGCCUCCACGAAGAAGAUGCGUGUUCGAAGCAAGUCGACCUCAGCUGUUGAAGAUGCGAAAGAGGCUCCACAGAACAAUGGAAGGCGAGUGGUGAUUGACGGUGUCAAAGCAGGCCUAAAGAAUGGUUUUAACGGGACGCAAAAUGGCGAAGAGUCUUCGUUAUUCGUGAAAGCCCCCAAAGACAAACACCACGAUAGAAAAUCCCGGAGCGGUCGCCGAGGUCUACCAAAGAAAGGUGGAGCAGGGGGAAAGGGUACUUGGGGAGCCAUUGGUGAAGUACUGACUGAUGAAGAUAUGAAGAUCAGAGACCAACAUGAUCCAAAUUAUGAAUCAGAGGAAGAUGAGGAUGAGCCUUUUGAUAUGAAGGAGUGCAAACCAGAGCUUACUGAGGAAGAGUUUAGCAAAAACAUCACACCAAUUGUGCAGGAAUAUUUUGAGCAUGGAGACACAGAGGAUGUCUUGCUCUCCCUGGAGGAACUUAACAUAUCUUCAAGGAAGUACAAGGUUCCUGCCUUUGCUGUCAGUCUUGCACUGGAGAAAAAGGCAACUCAGAGAGAAAUGGCAUCAGUUCUCAUCUCAGACUUGUAUGGCAAGCAUCUCAGCCAAGACGACAUAGCACAAGGGUUCCAGCAGCUGUUAGAUGACCUUGAUGAUCUGAGUUUAGACACCCCUGAUGCUCCAGAGAUGGUGGGAAAGUUCAUUGCUCGUGCUAUUGCUGAUGACUGUUUGCCACCAGCUUUUGUUAGUAAUUUGGGAGAUGCUCCUCCUAAUUCCAAUCAAGCCAAAGCCUUGGCUGAAGCAGGUGUGCUGCUGAAAAUGAAACAUGGGAUGGUACGAUUGGAUAGUGUGUGGGGUGUGGCUGGAGGAAGACGCCCAGUCAAGUAUCUUGUGAAAAAGAUGGUUUUGUUGCUGAAAGAGUAUUUGUCUUCAGAAGAUAUUGAAGAAGCAAGUCGUUGCGUCCAGGAGUUGGAAGUGCCACAUUUCUAUCAUGAGCUGGUUUAUGAGGCAAUCAUUAUGACUUUGGAAGAUGAGCAUGAUCGAGUGAUGACCCUCAUGAAGAAUUUAUUACAGUUCUUCUCAAACACUAACAUUGUCAAACCGGACCAAAUUAAGAAUGGUUUUCAACGUGUGUUUGACUCUUUUUCCGAUAUCCAACUGGAUAUUCCACAUGCCCAUACACUUCUGGAAAAGUUCACUGACAUGUGUGCCCGCGAUGGAAUCAUUCCAAUCUCCUUUACUAUGAAAGUCCCUUCCAGAGGACGAAAGCGCUUUGUCAGCGAAGGUGACGGGGGAUUGGUGAAAUCUUAGCUUUCUCCUAAGAAAGCAAUAACGAGCCAGACAAUUAAUCAGUGAACUCUACUAACAAGGGGAGAACAUUCUUGUUUAAAAAAGGGUCUUGUUUGUCACGGUCUCCCUCGAAGCCGUUCUUUUGCAUGUAACCUAGCGUUGCCCUGUUCCGUGGCAUCCCAAAAGACGGUUACGAAAGAGACCAUGUUUGUCAGUACACCGGUAUUCUUAGCCACCUACGUUUAGCGUUAACACUAAGCUAAAAUUGUUGUAAUCGUGUAUGAAUGAUUCUCGACAUGAUGUCGUUAGCCCCUAGUUCUUGUUAAGUUGCGGAUUUUCUCUACAUCUCUCUCUCGCUCUCUCUUUCUCUAUAUCCUUGGUGGAGUCGAUGUCUCCUGUGCGCAGACCAUACCUUGAAAAUUACUUUUAUACUUUAUUUUCAAUUUGGUUCUUCAACUGUUAAGAUUCGCUUUCCAGUGAAAAUUUUUUUUAUGAGGGUUUUCAUUGUUAUUCUGAGCUAACGGCAGUAAACCUAACUUGUACAUAAGGGUUUUUCGUCGGUCGAGGUAGUUGUGAUGUUAUAACUUAUUGGUGGAAUGUAUUCUUUUUUGUUACUGUUGAUGCGUAAUGUAGUCAUCACUGCAGAGUGAUAUUAACGAGAAAUGAAGUGAACGACGGACUGCCGUGGCCUUAAGUCACCUUGAAUCGAUAAUAAUGUAUUUUGAAUGGGGAGUAAUUGCGAUGUCUCAGUCAUUUUUUCGUAAGUUCUAUUUUUCAUCCCGCAGUUUUCAGUUCUUGUGUCGUUUACUCUUUGUCAGCUUUAGCAUUCGAUGUUUCUGUGUUAUUUUUAGUUCAGUUAAGGUUAUAACAAACAAACUCCUGAUAUCCAGGGUUUAGAGAAACUUGCGAUAUGUUUUUUGUUUCCUUCCUCUCUUUUGGACAUUUAUGUUAACAGCGGAAUCAUCCCAGACAAUAUCACAUUUUUUUUCAAACGCUUUGUCUCCCUUCUUACACGUGAAAAUUGUACAGACUCUCUCUGGCUUGUCAAACUUUAUAAACAAAUAAAAAAAUUGAAACCCA